AUGCUGUGGCGACGCUGUGUGACACCGUUUGCUGUGGUUCAAAAGCGACGCUUCGCUGCUACGUUUUGCCCUUUGCUGGAGCAACUGGGCGACAUCGUUGUCGAGCAAGACAUCAUCAGAAUGCGGCAAUCCAUAGAAGAGCGCAAACGCGUCUACAAAGAGGGACGCAAACGCUUCAUGCGCGGAGGCAAUUUCUCUUGUCCCAAAGAGGAAAACCAAUGGGCCUAUCGACGUUUUGGCCACGAACGAGAGAGCGGUGAUGGCCUGGCGGCUGCGGUGAAAAAGAGGGAACAUGAGAAGCGCGAAGGGCGCAGGAUGGGCCUCGAGGACAACUUAUCUAAGUCCUGGCGUCAGAAACUGCGGAUGGACUUUGAGAUCCAGUGCCUCCACCGUGCUGACAAAGAGGGCCAGCGAUGGCGGGACAAGUCCAAAGAGGUCCAAGAACUGCAACAGAUGGCUUUGGAAGACGAACGGUCGCGACUGCAGCAACUCUGCAGCCCUGUGGAGUUCAGUGAGGCAGUGCAGGGCCAGAGGAACGCUGAGACUGUUCCUGUCGACAUUUCGGUUCUUUCGAGGAUGGUCAUCCCUAUUUCUUCAGGUGAAGUGAAGAGCUCGUCCACGGUUAGAGAAGGAGAGCUUGACUGCUGGGCUCGAGCCCCUCGCAGCACCCGGCGUGCCAGCAAAGCUCCUGAGGUGCACACCUGCGGAAAUGCGAUCUGUGUGAAACUCUGCGAGGCCGCCGGCUAA
Cladocopium goreaui is the source of this 747-nucleotide messenger RNA. NCBI's taxonomy places the organism in Eukaryota, Dinophyceae, Suessiales, Symbiodiniaceae. The record is from the annotation of a GenBank genome assembly.